Molecule: messenger RNA, 1206 nt
Organism: Talaromyces amestolkiae
Lineage: Eukaryota; Fungi; Ascomycota; Eurotiomycetes; Eurotiales; Trichocomaceae
Exons: 6
Coding region: 1-1206 (401 amino acids)
Biological process (GO): mycotoxin biosynthetic process
Molecular function (GO): protein binding
Source: RefSeq, a predicted model, not a curated record
AUGUUCACCUCAAAGACAAACAGUUAUACCCCAUUGCCAGACGGCGAGCAAAAGUCCGAAAUUGUCGACUUCGAUCCUGAAAGUAAGCAUGUCGAAGCGCAUACUGAAGCUACGAUAUCACUUGGGGCUUUACGACAAGCUCUCACGAGGAGUCCUCUAACCACUAUUUUGGCAAUCUAUUCACUUGGACUUUCAGUUGGAUUAUUUGCUACAUUCAUCAACUUCGCCGAAAAGGAGAAUCACUGCAAUAUUGGUCCCAAUCCUGCAUGGAAGGAUUUUGCUCACCCAGAACUGGACUUCUUACCAACUGAUUAUGAUCAACAUGUCAUUUUCAAUGGUACCUUGGAUUUCCCAUCAAUCUAUCGAGGAACUCCUCGGCCCGAACUUGACGCUGCGUGGAAUCGGGUAAUUGACUUGGGACCACUAGACAUUCAAUUGAGCACAGAUGAGCUUGAACGCCUCGGCGUAGAUGCUGCCACAGCUGUCAGAUUACCCCCUGAGAAUGGUGGUGGAUUCUAUGUCAAUCUGGAGUUUCAACACCAACUUCACUGUGUUAAUUAUCUCCGUAUGGCGACGUAUAUGAGCUAUUACGAAACAAAGAGCGUCGAGUUUACAGACUCCAAACCAACUCAACGGAUACACCUUGGAAGCGCAGAUCUCUCCACCCCCGUACAGCUUGACGCGUAUACGGAAUCUUAUCCGAGGCCAAUCGAGCCCAGACACAACAGUAGUGAGAGCACUUCGAGUCAGGCCAUGUUCGAAUUCACAACUGGUCCUAGCGUCGAGUCCAUUUUCAGUCCUGAAUCGAAGCAGCUCGGCGGAACAUCUGACUUGUUAUUUAGCCUCGAGCACCGUGUCCCCGAAAUCACAGACGAGGUUAUCAAUCUCCUCGGUAACGACGAAGGAAACACGCCUUUGCAUGAAGCAGUAAUCUACGACCGGCAUACCGUAGUAAGAACCCUAAUCGAUCGAGGCGCAGACCUACUGGCCACCAAUGUCUUUGGGAAGACCCCGCUGCACCUAGCGGCAGAAUUUGGCAGGCACAAUGUGAUUGAGAUGUUGGACCCAGGCCAAUUGGGACUCGAUAUCAGGGAUAAAUUUGGAUUGACUCCUCUGCACUUGGCUGCCAAAUCGGGACAUGAACAGGUCGUGGCUCUUUUAUUGGAUAAAGGGGCUGGUAUUGAUGCGAAAGUAAAGAGAGGGUGA